AUGGAAUCUUCUAAAAUAAAUAAGAAAUCGAAGUCAUCAUGGCUUUGUGGAACAAAGAAAAAUUUGUCGGAAAUUGAAGAUGAAAUCGUCCAAGAAGCUGACGAUUAUUUGCAGUCACUUGUCAGCUCGAAAACCUUCAGUGGUUCAGUGCUACUCGCUCGAGAUAAUGAAAUCAUACUUAUCAAAGGUUAUGGCUGUGCAGAAUAUAUACUCCAAGAGAAAAACACUAGUCAAACAAUCUUUCGUACUGGUAGUGUGACAAAGCCAUUUACGGCAGUCAUUAUUCUUCAGUUAAUCGAAAGAAAGUUAUUGAAACUCAACGAUAAAUUAUUAUUAUUCUAUCCAGAUUAUCCACAUGGGAAUGAAAUCACAGUCAAACAUUUACUUUCGCAUACAUCUGGUAUCGAAAACUAUACUGACAUGGAAAGUUUUGAGAACAUGUGCACGAAAAGUUUAACUAUUGAUCAAUUGAUUGACGUCUUCAAGAAUGAACCAUUAACGUCUAAACCCGGAUCAAAAUACAAUUAUUCAAAUUCAAAUUAUAUUUUACUAGGUUUAAUUAUCGAAAAAGUGACAGGAAAGUCGUAUGAAACAAAUCUUCGCGAGUUAAUUCUCGAACCAUGCCAUAUGAAUGAUACAGGUUAUGAAUGCGAUUGCAUUGACAUAUCAUCCAUAAAACAGAAUAGACGAGCAUGUGGUUAUAUUUGUAAUACGGAUUCGAAUGGAUUUGAAACAUGCCGUUUUAUUGAUAUGUCAACAGCUCGGAGUGCUGGAGGUAUUUACUCGACAGUAGAAGAUUUGUAUCGAUUUGAUAAAGCUUUGUAUGGAGAGAAGCUAUUGAAAAAUCGAACGAAGAAACUUAUGUUCAAACCUGUUCGAGAACACUAUGCACUUGGUUGGGAAGUUCAUCGAUUAAAACAUCGAGGAAUCAAACAGCAGCAUACUGGUCAAAUUUUUGGUUUUGAAAGCUGUUUAGUUCGUUUUCCUGAUGAUCAUGCGUCUAUUAUAAUCUUAAGUAAUCUCGAACAAACGUCGGUCGAAAGUCUUAUUGAAGAUUUAACUGAUAUUUUAUUUCAAACGAAUAAGUAA
Adineta ricciae is the source of this 1089-nucleotide messenger RNA. The record is from the annotation of a GenBank genome assembly. NCBI's taxonomy places the organism in Eukaryota, Metazoa, Rotifera, Eurotatoria, Adinetida, Adinetidae.